Messenger RNA from Cicer arietinum (chickpea), 607 nucleotides. The record is from RefSeq and is a predicted model, not a curated record. Lineage: Eukaryota; Viridiplantae; Streptophyta; Magnoliopsida; Fabales; Fabaceae.
UCUAUUUUUUUUCCUCACCCUCACUCUUUUUUUUUUCUCACUCUUUUUCACACACAUUGUCGUUCCCGCUCACCCUGACCAUUUUCUUUCCAUUACCAUCACCCUCUCUAACGACGACAUCCAUGCCAGCGGCAAUAAGUUCACGAUUCGUCUUCUUUCUAUCACGAUUCCUUAUAUGCUACUCACUCACCAGAAAACCCAGCAUCACCGAAAGAAAAACCUCUUUCUCAUUUGCUCUCAAUCACUUCCUCAUUCACCACCCAGUGUCGCAAACCCACGACCGCUACCAUCAUAUGUGUUUUUUUCUCAGAUUCACCACAAAUCUAUUAAUCCUUGUUUAAUAUGUAUGAGGCUUUCUAAUAACAUCUUACAAAGUCACAUGCAUAAGUCAUUAAUUCUAGCUGGCACAAACACUACAACGUCAACAUUAACUUGGGCUCUAUCUUUAGUUUUCAACAAUCGUGAAGUUCUCCACAAAGCCAUACACGAAUUAGAUACCCAAAUUGUUAGAGAAAGGAAGGCAAUGGAAUCAGAUUUGAAGAAGUUAGAGUAUUAUCAAGGAAACAAUGCGUUUGUAUCCGCCCGCACCACUCAACCUACCUCAUGA